This is a messenger RNA of Adineta ricciae, 4104 nucleotides long. NCBI's taxonomy places the organism in Eukaryota, Metazoa, Rotifera, Eurotatoria, Adinetida, Adinetidae. The record is from the annotation of a GenBank genome assembly.
AUGUGGCUCACGCCUACAGAAACGUCGAUAACAGGAUUAUGGACAACGGAUCAAGCCAAUCCAUAUUUCAUGUUACAACGUCGUCGAGGACAUGAUGAACCGCGUUUUGGCUUUGCUAGCUAUGUUGUAGCAAAAAUUGAUUCGGUGCUAGAUGCGAAAAACCAUCACUAUCGAAUACUUCAUACGCGUCCUGAUUCGCGAGUUUCUUAUUUGAUUGCCGAAUCAGCUAAAAAGGAAGAAAUCGAGGAACAUUGGAAAUGGAUUCAAAUACAUCUAAUGCCAAAAAUUGACGACAUAGUUGGCGGUAAUGACAUAACCCAAUUUGUGCAUGGAAAAAUUAAAUGUCUGUGCACAGAAGCAGAUGAUAAAGAAGUUGAAGAUUUAGAAACAGAGAAGUUCAAAGCCGCAACGAAGAAAUUCUAUAAGGUAUUCAACAUGCCACCUGAUGAAAAACUUGUUACCUAUUAUUCCUGUUAUUACUGGAUCGGCCGGGUACCACGCGAUGGUUGCCUAUUUUUAUCUGUGAAUUAUCUUUGUUUCUAUUCGAAUGUACGUGGAAAAGAGUUAACUCUCGUGGUGAAAUUUACGGAUAUUAUGUCACUUCAACGUGUCCAUGUAAUUGUUUCGGAAGUUAUACGUGUGCGAACACGUCUACACGAGUAUGAAUUCGGAAUGUUUAAAAAGAUCGAUGAAGUAUAUCACAUAACAGUACAAAUAGCGGAUUUCGCUGCGAAAAAAUUAUUAUCUCAGAAAGGUGCAUUCCAAGAAGAGAAUUUCUUUCCAGCUGUGACUAAGAAAACAGCUCCCAAAGUUAUGUCUCAAUUGAAACGUGAUUUUGACGCGAAGUCUCGUAGUGAAGCAUACCGGUAUCGAUUUCGCUUACCAUUAAAUGAACGUCUCGACGGCGAGAUCGUUUGUCAUUUAUGGACAGCAUACGAUCGUUCUAGCGUACUUGGUAAAUUGUAUAUCUCGUCGAAUUUCGUAUGCUUUGCGAGUAAAAACUACCAUCAGGUUAGCUUGAUCAUUCCAUUUCGUGAUAUUUCGCAAAUUAAUAAGCGAAUAGACGACACUAAACAAACAGAUCUCGAUAUUCCAUCAGCAUUGGUGAUUACAAUGAAAAAUCGAGGCGAACCAUUCACAUUUUCGCAUUUUGAUGAUCGAGAAUUUAUUCUUCAAAAAUUAUCGGACUUCUUAUUUCACCGUAACGAACCAGUAAAAUCAACCGAUCAUGAAUCAGAUAUAGUUGUAUCUACGCCACUCUAUCAACCAUUUGUUAAAGAUUACAACGAACAACGGCAAGCUCUGGAAAAGAUCCGUGAAGCUGAUUGGGCAGCCCAUUUUCUGACCUACGGCCAAGGUCCAACAAUGUACCGAACAAAUAAUCUAUAUGAUCUUCUAUUUCAAGGCAUUCCAGAUUCCUUACGAAAUGAAUUAUGGUUAAUAUUUAGCGGUGCUGUCUAUGAUAAAGCAGCUAAUGAAAAAACGUACGAAAGAUGUGUCCGUGAAUCCCAACUAGCUCAAACAGAUCAAGAUAUGAUCAAUGAAGAAAUUGAACGUGACCUCUACCGUGCACUACCCGAACAGAAAGCAUUUCAAAACGAAUCCGGCAUUAAUGCUCUCAGAUGUUUACUACGAACUUAUGCAUGUUACAACAAAGAUGUAGGCUAUUGUCAAGCCAUGAAUAUCAUUGGUGCUGUACUUUUGCUAUAUAUGAACGGAGAAGAUGCGUUUUGGACUUUAGCAGCAGUAUGUGAACGACUAUUACCGGAUUAUUACAAUACGAAAGUCGUUGGCGCAUUGAUAGAUCAAGGUGUAUUCAGUGACUAUUGCAAAGAAUACAUGCCUGAUUUGUAUGAGAAAUUGGAAAAACUUGGUAUCGCUGCAUGUAUCACUCUCUCCUGGUUUCUAACGCUUUUUAUCUCUGUUGUUCCAUUCGAUUCAAUGUUGUAUAUCAUUGAUAUAUUCUUCUACGAUGGAAUCAAAGUCCUAUUUCAGUUAGCAUUAACGAUCCUCAAUGAAAAUCGGCAAAGUCUAUUGAAAUGCGAAGAUGAUGGCGACGCGAUUGUUGUUCUAACACAAUACUUCGAGAAACUCUCAGACAAGACUGAUAUCAAAGAAGAACGAAAAAUUGUUCAAUUAAUUAAAAAAUCCUAUUCAGAAUAUAAUGGUAUUAACGAAGAAGACAUCAAUCGUUUACGUUUAAAACAUCGCCUGAAAGUGAUACAAAACAUGGGUGAAUCAUUAUUACAAUCCGCUGCUAAGAACACCGUCAAAUAUACAAAAUUCAACGAACAAGAAAUAAAAAAUCUUUUUUAUGUUUUCAAAGAUGUUUCACGCAUAUCGCUAACCGAAGCGAAUGAUCCGCGGAAACUCGCAUAUGAAACUUAUCGAAUUAAUCGCAAUGAGUACUUGAUUUUAUGUAAAUAUCUAUCACCGUGGUUCAUUGGUGAAAAUGCCGAAGUUUUGGCAAAUAAAUUAUUCGACUUAUUUUGUGUAAAUGGAACAUCGAAUCAAAUUGAUUUUAUUCAUUUUAUUCGUUUAUGGAAUAUUUUAUGGAAGGGCGAAUUUCGAGAUAAGUUAAUCAUUUUAUUUCUCGCACAUUUAGAAAAUGUUAGAACACGCGAAGAAGGUUUCAGUAUUAUAUUCGAACCAAUACCAAUUCGUUCAGCAUCGAUGAUCAGCGAAAGUCAAUCGAUUGACUUAUUAUCAUCGACAAGAGAACAACAACUGCCUUCGUUCAAAGUUGAAAAUGCGGAAGUAACACAUUUAAAACCCAGUCAGCUACCUCUAAUGACUCAGACCGAAUUCAUACAUCUGUGUAAAUCUUUAUACAAUCUAAUGACUGGAUCAAACGAUGAUGAAAAUCUAUUCAAAGCAUUGACAACUUCCAGCACAAUUCUUCUACAAAUGGGUGAAAUGUGUAAACCCUAUCGUUUGAUUGAAAUCGACGAUACUCCCACUGCUGAAUGGACUGUCAGUUUCGAACAAUUCGAAGCAACAAUGAUGGCCGAGUCGUGUUUAGUGUCAUGAUACCACAGUAUGAGUAGCCAAACAUUUCUUGUUGGUACUGGUGUAAAUCGUAUAUAUGCAUGUCAACUGACAUCGGAUGGGCAGUUUGCAUUACUUAAUGAAACAAAAUCCGGAAAAGGUUCAACUUGGCUCUUGCCACGUGAAGAUCUGCUCUACGUAGUUAAUGAACAUGACGAUAAAAUCGAAACAUUUACAAUUGAUGACCGCAAUCAAGGAAAACUAACACUAAAAAACACAAUAUCUUCGAUCGGAGAUACCCCAUGCGCGUUAGAAUUCGACCCAUCAGGAAAAUGGUUACUUGUUUCCAAUUAUGGCGAUAAAGGAGUGGCGAAUAUAGUGUCUCUCCCAUUAAACGAUUCGAAAUAUCCGGACGAAAAGGGUGCUCAAAUAACUACAAUCGAAGGAGAUGGUCCGCAUCCAACUCGACAGAAACAUUCCUACUGUCAUCACGCAAUUUUCCAUGAUAAUUAUCUGUAUGUCGUCGAUUUAGGCUCCGAUACUUUGAGCGCUUAUCGUUUUGAUGCUACAACUGGAAAACUUGAUCUUGUUGGUGAUCGAGUCAAAACAGAAGCAGGUGCCGGUCCACGUCAUAUACUUUUUCAUCCGAGCAAACCAUUGGCAUUCGUGUGCAAUGAAUUGAAUUCAACAGCGAAUGUUUUCCGCGUCGAUUCUUCAUCGGGUCGACUUCAUCAUCUUCAAACUAUAGGCACUCGCCAAGACAAAGAUCAAAAUUCAACUCAAGAGAACUAUACUGCUGAAUUACAAUUUACACCUGAUGGGAAAUAUUUAUUAGUAUCGAAUCGUGGUGAUGAGAAUUUAGUGAUCUUUAAUAUGAAUGAAGAUGCCGAAAAAGAAGUCUUAAGUGUAAAAGAACAUCUCGAUUGCCAUGGUUCAUUCACACGAUACUUUACGUUUGAUCCAACUAAAAAGUUUCUUCUGGUUGCCAAUCAAAAGUCCAAUAAUUUAGUUUGUUUUUCAUACGAUUAUGACAAUGGCACAUACACAUUCGUCUCUCAAUUGGAUAACAUCGAAAGUCCCCAACAUAUGGUAUUCCUUAACGAUCCAUCUCUCUAA